Messenger RNA from Fusarium graminearum PH-1, 1545 nucleotides. RefSeq lists its product as uncharacterized. The transcript has a single exon. The coding region runs from base 1 to 702 and encodes 233 amino acids. NCBI's taxonomy places the organism in Eukaryota, Fungi, Ascomycota, Sordariomycetes, Hypocreales, Nectriaceae. The record is from RefSeq and is a predicted model, not a curated record.
AUGUCGUCUCUUUUUGGCAAGAGUAGCGGAGGCUCACGCUUUCAGCUACCUGCCCUCAACCUCAAUUUUGGCAGUAUCACAGACGGCACCGAUAUCCCACCGCCUCCGGAUUCACCUGUCCAAAAGGUCCCAACGCCUCCACAGACACCGCCCCCGGUCAAGGAAGCCAAGAACGAAGCCCCCAAGGAGUCGGCACAGGAUACAUACAGCAGUGUCACCGAGGACGUCGGCAACAGCACACCGCAGCCAAGCGUGACUGCUUCUUCUAAUGGUAAUCUCGCUGGAACCAAGCGCAACGCCGACGACGAUGCUCCGUUGAGCCCUGCUGCUUCAAGCCGUCAAGGCAGCAUCCGUCGCCUAUUGAGUAGGACCAUGUUGAAUAACAGUUAUGCAGAGGGCCAGAAAUCAUCGAACGCAAGUGUCCAGUCCCCCCCACCUGGACAUGCUCGCCCAGCCAGCCAGGGCGGUGCGAGUUAUCUCGACGAGCGCAAGAACAAGAGAGCCAGUGGCUGGUUCAGGCGCAUGAGAAGCGGAGAUCCCCUCCCCGACAAACGAGCCAGCACCAUGUAUAUGGAAGAACCUCCUCGCGCACCGACUCCCCAGAAGCAACCCGGCCCGCCGCCUCCUAUGAUACCCGAGUUAACCGCUAUCGAAAAGGACAACGGAAGCCUUGGUUCUGACCUUUUCAAGAACAUCAAGUAAACCGACAAGGUUUUGGAUACCUAGAGCUAAAUCGCACCUACUCCAUACCACCAUUUCUGGCUCGUCAGCCACCCUGUUUUUCGCAUUCAACUAUUUACAUAUUCAAAGACCAGAAAUUGAGACAACAAGACAAACAAACACUUUACACCUACCUAUUCCUAUUAACGAUCGAGCUCGCAGCUUUACGGCGCAAUGCGAGCAGGUCCAUUACUUCUUUUGGAACAACACGUUUCUCUCAACACCGCGAGGACGAUGUUUUCAGCUUAUGUCUUGGAGGAGAGGGUGUCUGUGAUAGACAAGGAGAUGUAGAAGAGAAGGAAAUCAAGAGCAGUGCAGUAUGAUGAAGACGGCUCAUCAAGAUACCCAACUCGUUUCGCGAGCUCACUUAUCCGGUGUGCGAUUAUGGAUUUAUUUUCUUCUUCACUGGCAUUGCUUUAGUUAUCUACGCUAUUAUGAUACAGCACUCAAGUGUACAAUCAUCUUAUGGGUUUCACGCCAUUAUCUUUCGUUUAUUUCUUGCCACCAUGAUCUGAGCGGCUUCUGCUUUUGCAACCUGGAGAAUGUGCUGGGAGAAAUAUUUGCUUGCAAGAGCUAUAAAGCUCCUUCUGAUCAGUCAUGGUUCAGAAGAUUAAAAGGGAGUUUACGGCUGCUGUCCUGGGUUGUACGAGUCUAUUUCUGAAAUAAAAAAGAAGUCAUUUCAACCGUUGAUUCUGAAUGAGUGAGGUAAAGCCUCAAGCGGCCUAAGAGUGCCAAGAUAAUGGUCUAAGCUCGGUUUCCAGAGAGAAUCUUUGUUAAUGUUGGGUAUGAGGCUGUGCAGGACUGGACCCUAGAUCCUUACUAUCC